Messenger RNA from Lentinula edodes (shiitake mushroom), 1626 nucleotides. Its product is annotated as cytochrome P450. NCBI's taxonomy places the organism in Eukaryota, Fungi, Basidiomycota, Agaricomycetes, Agaricales, Omphalotaceae. Gene Ontology annotation, molecular function: iron ion binding; monooxygenase activity; oxidoreductase activity, acting on paired donors, with incorporation or reduction of molecular oxygen. The transcript has 9 exons. The record is from RefSeq and is a predicted model, not a curated record. Bases 1 to 1626 code for a protein of 541 amino acids.
AUGCAGGCUAAUCACCUUUUCUUCCAAAAAUACGAGCCUUUUGGUCGAACAGUGCUCUAUGUCCUGGCAUUACUGCUCGUCGAGCCAGUCGUCCUCUGCCUUUUGCUAGCUUAUGCUAGCCCUGCAGCGACCGUGCAAUGGACCAACUACAUCUUUGCAUAUGGAGCUUUCUUCGCCUCCCUAUUAUCCUCCAUCAUCCUGUAUCGGCUUUCACCAUUCCAUCCCUUGGCAAAGGUACCUGGACCCAUGAUGCACAAAGUAUCGAAAUUGUGGUCCGUAUGGAUAUGCUGGCAAGGACGGCAGCAUACCGAAUUCAAGGCGAUGCAUGACAAGUAUGGACCUGUAGUUCGAACUGGUCCCAACGAAAUUUCCGUCAUCGACCCAAACGCCGUGACCGAUGUCCUUGGCGCGGGAGGACUGCCAAAGGGAAAAUGGUACCUCGCUCGACAAGACGAACAAGCUCCCUCAAAUUUGCUUACUCUCACCGGAGAGAAGCAUGCGAAUAGACGUCGAGUUUGGAAUCGUGGGUUCAAUGCGGGUGCUCUGGAGGAAUACGACGAGAUUCUAGCUAAAAGUGCUACGCAGCUUGUUGACGGAAUACAAGCCCGUUCAGAAUCGCAGGGGGAAGUUGAUUUGACUACUUGGUUCAAUUACUUUAGCUACGAUUUCAUGGCAGAGUUUGUAUUCGGCGGAGGCUCGGACAUGCUCAAAGAAGGAAAAGACGAGAAGGGGAUCCUUGAACUGCUAGAGCACCACAUGAUAACAGGAGCCCUUGUCUCUCACAUCCCGUGGUUCUUCUAUCUCGGAAAUAGGAUACCCGGGGCGACCCAGUCGACUUUGAAGAUGCGUGCACAUGCUAUGAAGUGGGUACAGGAUCGUUUGAAGAAAGGGGCUGAAAUAAAAGACCUUUGGUAUCAUUUGACGGAUGAGGCAGCACGCGAAAAGGAAGAGCAGCCGUUAAGGAAGGAAGUUGUCGCCGAUGCACUAAUGGCGAUCGUUGCCGGGGCAGAUACAACAAGUGUGGCGUUGACAAAUUUCUUCUAUUUAAUCCUCAAACAUCCGGAGCAUUAUCAGCGUGUACAGGAAGAGGUUGAUAGAGUGUAUGCAGAUGUAGAUGCGACUGAUAUUUCGAAGCAGUCAGAGCUCAAAUUUCUGUCGGCUUGCUUGGAUGAAGCUCUGCGCUUACUGCCGCCUGGUUUGACUGGCGGACCAAGGCAAGUACCCCAAGGUGGACGAAUGAUCGUUGGAUAUUUUCUUCCAGAGGGCACACAAGUCUACCUUCCUCCAUAUGUCAUGCAUAGAAAUCCCGAAUGCUUCUAUCCUCGCACCAACGACUUUGUUCCUUCUCGGUGGCUCUCUGCCGCGGACUCGGAUUCAGACUCGGAAACCUCAUUCUCAGAGAAGAUACAUGACAGAAAAGCUUUCCUUUCCUUCUCAUUCGGGCCAGCUAAUUGUGUUGGAAAGAAACUAGCAAGACGGGAGAUGCUUAUGGUGAUCAGCUUGAUGAUGCAGAGAUUUCGAUUUGCAUUUGCCAAAGAUUUUGACUGGGAACGAUGGCCACAGUCAAUGAAGGACUUUUUCGCGACUUCAAGGGGACCUCUGAGGGUUGUCGCUCGGACGAAAUAA